Molecule: messenger RNA, 2188 nt
Organism: Telopea speciosissima
Lineage: Eukaryota; Viridiplantae; Streptophyta; Magnoliopsida; Proteales; Proteaceae
Product: vacuolar protein sorting-associated protein 45 homolog
Exons: 13
Coding region: 229-1929 (566 amino acids)
Biological process (GO): intracellular protein transport; vesicle-mediated transport
Cellular component (GO): Golgi membrane
Source: RefSeq, a predicted model, not a curated record
AAAUAAAAUGAUCGAAGAUUCAGCGUACUUUGUAUAUUACCCUGCCCAACCGAAGAAAACGAAACGCGGCAGAUCUGAAGUUUGGAGGUCCGAAACUCAACCACCUUAUUUACAGAAAUCAAAUACGGUUGCUUCAAUUGGUAGAUCUAAAAAACCAAACCAAGAGGCGGAAGAAAGAAGAAGCGAAACCCUACGCGUUCGAGGUUCUAUCAUAUCAGAGUACAUAAAAUGGUGCUGAUUUCUGCCGCUCGAGAUUACAUCACACGGAUGUUGCAGGACAUCUCUGGCAUGAAGGUUCUCAUCCUUGAUUCUCAGACGGUUAGUGUUGUAAGCGUGGCAUUUUCUCAGUCAGAGCUUCUUCAGAAGGAAGUGUUCUUGGUAGAAUUGGUGGACUCCACAUCCAAGGAAUCCAUGUCACACCUCAAAGCAGUUUACUUUCUACGCCCAACAUCUGAGAACAUCCAGCAUUUGAGGCGGCAGUUAGCUCGUCCUAGAUUCGGGGAGUAUCACCUCUUUUUCUCUAACAUCUUGAAGGAUACCCAGAUUCAUAUCCUGGCUGAUUCAGAUGAACAUGAAGUCGUUAAGCAAGUUCAGGAAUUCUAUGCAGAUUUUGUAGCCAUUGAUCCUUAUCAUUUCACUGUGAAUAUACCAUUCAAUCACGCUUACAUGCUUCCAGCAGUUGUGGAUCCUUCGAGCUUGCAGAACUACUGUGAUCGGCUGGUUGAUGGUAUUGCUGCUAUAUUCUUAGCACUGAAACGUCGACCUGUUAUUAGAUAUCAGCAGGCAUCAGAUAUUGCAAAAAGGAUUGCACAGGAAUCAGCUAAGCUUAUGUACCAGCAGGAAAGUGGUCUUUUUGAUUUUAGACGAUCAGGAAUUUCUCCACUGUUGCUUAUAGUUGAUAGGAGGGAUGACCCUGUUACACCAUUACUAAAUCAAUGGACAUAUCAGGCUAUGGUCCAUGAGUUGAUAGGCAUUCAAGAUAAUAAAGUAGACUUGAGAAACAUCGGCAAAAUUUCCAAGGACCAGCAGGAGGUAGUGCUGUCAUCAGAACAAGAUGCUUUCUUUAAAGCCAACAUGUAUGAAAAUUUUGGAGAUCUGGGAAUGAACAUCAAGCGGAUGGUAGAUGAAUUCCAGCAGGUUGCGAAGAGUAACCAGAGCAUUCAAACAAUAGAAGACAUGGCCAAAUUUGUUGAUAACUACCCUGAGUACCGAAAAAUGCAAGGAAAUGUCUCGAAGCAUGUCACAAUGGUAACAGAAAUGAGCAAGAUAGUUGAGGAGCAGAAACUCAUGCUAGUUUCACAAACGGAACAAGAGUUGGCUUGCAAUGGUGGGCAGGUGGCUGCAUUUGAGGCUGUGACGAAUCUUUUAAAUGAUGAAAGCAUCUCUGACAUUGAUCGUUUACGUCUAGUGAUGUUGUAUGCUUUGCGCUAUGAGAAGGAGAGCCCAGUUCAACUGAUGCAGCUUUUCAACAAACUAGCCUCUCGGUCUGCCAAGUACAAGCCUGGUCUUGUCCAAUUUCUGUUGAAGCAAGCGGGUGUUGAUAAGCGAACUGGUGAUCUAUAUGGAAACCGAGAUCUCCUGAACAUUGCUCGUAAUAUGGCUCGUGGGCUUAAGGGUAUUGAGAAUGUAUACACCCAGCACCAGCCUCUUCUGUUCCAAACCAUGGAAAGCAUUACCAAGGGACGGCUCAGAGAUGUGGACUACCCAUUUAUUGGGAAUCACUUCCAGCAGGGCAGGCCCCAAGAUGUGGUGAUCUUUAUUGUUGGUGGGACAACAUAUGAGGAGGCACGUGCCGUAGCUCUACAAAAUGCCUCCAAUUCUGGGACACGUUUUAUACUUGGUGGUUCUGUUGUUCUCAAUUCUAAGAGGUUCUUGAAGGACCUAGAAGAAGCUCAGAGGAUAGUACGGUUGAGCACCAAUGCAGUUUAAAUUUUGAAGUCAGAGCUAAUGUCUCUAGAAAUUCAAGUAAGUGUUUAGGCUCCAUACUAGGGUUUUACAUCAUUUUUUGUCUAAUAUGGAAUAUUAUGAGAAUCAUAAUCACCCCACUUACACCUGUUUCAGAUGGUUUUGAUGGCACUUCAUUCAAGUUUUUUUUUUUUUUUUUGGGUCUGUAGAAAGUCAAAAUUCAUUACUCUUCACCUUGUUGAAGAAGUAGGAAGCAGGUAUAUGUAUUUUCUUUGUUCUUUGU